AUGCAACCAGUCAAUUCCUAUAUGGCUUCAGAACUGGAAUCUGACAUGUGGAUUGAACAAAAUAUUCCUGGUGGAUUAGAGAGUCCCUUGGGUAUAUAUCUUGACAAUUUAAUGGGUGGAAAUCCAAACCCAACCAUGGGUCAAAUUCUUGGAAGUGAUCCUGAAUUCUAUGAUAUUCCAGAAUUCGAUCGAUUGGUACGACAUGAUGACUUUAGUCAUGUUACACAUUUUUCCCAAUAUACUAGUUCAUAUGGUUAUUCAUAUGGUUAUUCAGUCUCCUGA
Molecule: messenger RNA, 282 nt
Organism: Rotaria sp. Silwood1
Lineage: Eukaryota; Metazoa; Rotifera; Eurotatoria; Philodinida; Philodinidae
Source: the annotation of a GenBank genome assembly